AUGGAUUUGCUCUUAAGGAGGUUUUUAAAAUUUUUGAAUUUCACAAUUGCCAAAAAUCUGGAUUUUGAAUUUGACCCAAAUUUUUGGACAAAAGUGAUAGAGCUUAUUUCACAAAAAGAAACAUGAAAGUGUAUAUUUCUUGCUUUAAGCCGAUAUCUGAAAUUAACUACAAAAGCAGAAGAAAGCAAAAGUAAGGAAGAAAUGAUAGAUAUCAAAAAAAGAAAAUCCAGAAUAUUUCUUAUUCUCAUCCUUCAGAAGCAAGUAAACAACAACUUUGAGCAAGAGUCUGAUAAUAAAUAUGCAUUUUUUGGUAACUCCACCCCCCAUCCUUGAUCGAACGAUUGACUGUAAAAAUUCCUAAAAAUUGGGAAAAUUAACCCCGAUCCUUGAUCGAACGAUUUUCAUAUCAUGCAAAUUUUUUAUAUAUAUAAAAAUAUAUUAGUUAUCAAAAGUUUGGGAAAUGUGCCUAAUGAAGUUGUUUUCAGAGGCUUUGAGACGAUAGAAAGCUACGAAAUCAACCAUUCGAAGUGAUUUAGUCAUCAACCUAGGCUUAAAAACUCAAUAAUCUAAUAAAAUAGAGAUUCUUUAAAAUUUUUAAAAAAAAAUCAAAAAUUCAAUAAAGAACAAAUCAAAAUUUAUAAAGUUUAAAGGGGUAACCAAAAAAUCAAAAUAUUAAAAUUGGUAUUCUUAUGAAAUUAAUUCAAUUUUUUGCUGUAAAAAUAAUUAUUAAAUACUCUUAACCCUCUUAAUUAAAAGUAUAAAAAACACAUAUUUUUUUUUUAUUUACCCCCAUCCUUGAUCGAACGAUGGCGAGUCGUUCGAUCAAGGAUGGGGGCGAGUAAGAGCAAAUAUUGAACAUCAAUUUAUAUAAAUUUUUAUAUGGAAAAGGCUAUAAAAAUGGUUGAUGAAAAGCAAGAGAUGUCGUUAAAUAUUAAUGAGGCAAUAAAAAUACUCAUGCGGUACAUGAAUAAUAAAAAGAGAAGAAACAUAGGGUUUAUAAUUAAAGAGUCAGAGCUUUCCAAAUGUUUUAAUAUACCGGAAAUAUGGAGAGAAAACCUUUGAAGAUUUGAAUUGCUUGCUACAUAUCAAAUAGAAAGCAACUCAUAUGAUCAGUGCUUCUUAAAAGAGUACUUCUCAAAAGUUUUGCAAGAAGAUAAGUGGUAUCAAAAUAUUCCGGAUUCUGAAAAAAUUAUUUUGGAGCUCUUGCUGCUGACUUAUAUUAGCAAUAGGUUUUAUGAAGAGUUUGAGGAUUUAGCAGUGAAUUUUUCUUUAAAACUUUUUGAGAAUGCUUAUGAAAAUGCUAAAAAAUAA
Blepharisma stoltei is the source of this 1311-nucleotide messenger RNA. NCBI's taxonomy places the organism in Eukaryota, Ciliophora, Heterotrichea, Heterotrichida, Blepharismidae. The record is from the annotation of a GenBank genome assembly.